Messenger RNA from Perognathus longimembris pacificus (Pacific pocket mouse), 2363 nucleotides. RefSeq names its product serine and arginine rich splicing factor 4 (gene Srsf4). Gene Ontology annotation, molecular function: mRNA binding. The transcript is spliced from 6 exons. The coding region runs from base 232 to 1719 and encodes 495 amino acids. Lineage: Eukaryota; Metazoa; Chordata; Mammalia; Rodentia; Heteromyidae. Gene Ontology annotation, biological process: mRNA splice site recognition; alternative mRNA splicing, via spliceosome. The record is from RefSeq and is a predicted model, not a curated record. Gene Ontology annotation, cellular component: cytoplasm; ribonucleoprotein complex; nucleus.
GGGAAGCGAACGCGCGCUUUCUCCCGUUACCCUCGCCUGCGGGUAGGGCGGGGGAAAGCCGAGGCGCGCGCUCUCGAGCUGCGUGCUCGCGUACGUCGCCAGGGUUCAGCUGCGUCCGUCCCGCCGCCCGCCCGUUGCCGCCGUCGCCGCCGCCGCCGCCGCGUUCUCGCUUCUCCGGCCGCCACCUAAGGGGGGUCGGGGCCGGGGCCAGUCACCACUGCCUUUGCCGGGAUGCCGCGGGUGUACAUCGGCCGCCUGAGCUACCAGGCCCGGGAGCGCGAUGUGGAGCGCUUCUUUAAGGGCUACGGGAAGAUCCUGGAGGUGGAUCUGAAGAACGGGUAUGGUUUUGUGGAGUUUGAUGAUCUGCGUGAUGCAGAUGAUGCUGUUUAUGAACUCAAUGGCAAAGACCUUUGUGGUGAAAGAGUAAUUGUUGAGCAUGCCCGUGGCCCAAGGCGAGAUGGCAGUUACGGUUCUGGACGCAGUGGAUAUGGUUAUAGAAGAAGUGGCCGAGAUAAAUAUGGCCCUCCUACCCGCACAGAGUAUAGACUUAUUGUGGAGAAUUUGUCAAGUCGGUGCAGCUGGCAAGACCUAAAGGAUUAUAUGCGUCAGGCAGGAGAAGUAACAUAUGCAGAUGCUCACAAGGAACGCAAAAAUGAAGGGGUGAUUGAGUUUGUAUCUUACUCUGAUAUGAAAAGAGCUUUGGAAAAGUUGGAUGGAACUGAAGUUAAUGGCAGAAAAAUCAGAUUAGUUGAAGACAAGCCAGGCUCUAGACGGCGCCGGUCUUACUCCAGGAGUCGGAGUCAUUCAAGGUCCCGCUCUCGAAGUAGACAUUCCCGGAAGAGCAGAAGCCGAAGUGGCAGCAGCAAAAGCAGUCAUUCUAAGAGCCGGUCCCGAUCCAGGUCGGGCUCCCACUCCCGGAGCAAGAGCCGCAGCCGCAGCCAGAGCCGUAGUCGCAAGAAGGAAAAAAGCAGGAGCGUCAGCAAAGACAAGAGUCGUAGCCGCAGCCGCAGUGUGAACAAGAGGCGCAGCAAAAGUAAAGACCACGCUGAAGACAAGAUCCAGAACAACGACAGCACUGGCAAACCCAAGAGCCGCAGUCCCAGCCGGCACAAAAGUAAGAGUAAAAGCAGGAGCCGGAGUCAGGAGAGGAGAGGAGAGGAAGGGAAGCAUAUGAGCAGGAGCGGAAGCAAGGAGAAAAGCCGCAGUCAGGAAAAGAGCCUUCUCAAGAGCCGCAGCCGCAGUCGGAGCAAAGGCGGCAGCCGCAGCCGCUCCCGCAGCAAGAGCAAGGACAAGAGGAAGGGCAGGAAGAGGAGCCGGGAGGAGAGCCGCAGCCGCUCCCGCUCCCGCAGCAAGAGUGAGCGGAGCAGGAAGCGCAGCAGCAAGCGAGACAGCAAAGGGAGCAGCAGCAAGAAGAAGAAGAAGGAAGACACUGACCGCUCACAGUCCAGGUCGCCUUCCCGCUCUGUGUCUAAAGAGCGAGAACACAGCAAGUCCGAAUCUGGUCAGAGGGAAGGCCGUGGGGAGAGUGAGAAUGCUGGGCCUAAGCCUGAGGCCCGGUCCCGGUCAAGGUCUAAUUCCAAAUCAAAACCAAACCUCCCGUCAGAAUCGCGCUCCAGAUCAAAGUCAGCAUCAAAAACCCGGUCUCGAUCCAAGUCCCAAUCCAGGUCUGCUUCGAGAUCAGCAUCCAGGUCUAGGUCUAGGUCCCACUCGAGAUCCUAACUGGCUACAACCAGCUGGAACUACCCGAGGAGUCUUUUGUACAUGUUUGGUAGCUGUAGCACAGGUGAUUGAAGUAGAACCAACGUCACUGCUGUACAUUUUUAACCCCCCCCAAUGGUGUGUCUAUAAUUGUUAAAUCUAAGUGCUUCCUCUCAGUAAAGCCUCCUGGCACCAGGCCUUCCUGCUUGACUGAAAAAAAUCUAUGAACAACCCCCUUUACUCAUGGCCCACAGUAGAGUAUCCAGAAUGCCUUGGCUCCCAAGCCUGGACUGGCCUCCGGGCGCUUGGAACCUGGGUGGCUUUCAGGCUGGUCUGGCAAUGGCAUAGGUAGGUAUGGUGAGUUCAACCAUUUUGCCCUUGGAUUGACGCCCUGUGAUGUAUGCCAUUAGUGAAAGUGCUAAGUCUUCAGUUUCCUACCACUUUGGUUUCAUACUUUUGGACUUAACGAAGUUGUGAAUAGCACAGUUGAGGAAAAUUGACACCUGCAGUAACCAUAGGAAAUAAACUGUAGAGUUCCAUAUUCUGGUAUUGUGAUUAUAUUGUUUUAUAUUGAAAAGAAAAGAAAAGAAUUUUUUUUAAUUUUAUUUUUCCCCGUCUUGCAAAGUAUAGUGGCCCCUGUUUCCAUUAAAUUUGAAUAAAGACUA